Molecule: messenger RNA, 2328 nt
Organism: Spathaspora passalidarum NRRL Y-27907
Lineage: Eukaryota; Fungi; Ascomycota; Pichiomycetes; Serinales; Debaryomycetaceae
Exons: 1
Coding region: 1-2328 (775 amino acids)
Source: RefSeq, a predicted model, not a curated record
AUGUCUAAAGUUAUCUUUAAUGAUAUAAUCCCAAUCAUACCAACACAUUCAUACCUGACCAAGAGAACUCAAUUAAUAUUUUCUGAAGAAGCUGCAGCCACAACCACACCCGUAAACAAAACAAACUUUGCUGUUCCUAUUUUUCAAAUACAACAACAAGAUGGUAAACUUCAAGACUAUGUCCUAAUUAAACAUUUGUCUCAACUUUGGAAUUAUCCUUCUUCAUAUCAAUUAAUCACUAAACUUAUUAACAAUACUGUGUUAACUAUACACCAAUUUAAAAAGACCGAUGAAGCUAUCAACCAUCAAUUAAACCAAUACAGCUUGAUUGAGGUGAAAGAUAUCAAAUUUGAAUUAUUUUACAUUGCCCUUGAAGAUAUUUAUUCGGUUAUUAAUAAUAAACACGUAUUUUACCAAUCAUUAACAGCAAAACCUCGUGUGAAGAGUCAGGCUGUGGCUAUUAGUGCUUCUGGUGAUACAUCUAUAAACAGCUCUAAUGCACAAUCCAAUAAACCUGACGAGAAAGCUCAAGAAGAACAAGAAGAAGAGGAUGAAGAUGAAUCAGACGAAUCAGAUGAAGAGGACGAAGAAGAUGAAGUUGAUGAUGAAGAUGUUAAAACCCCAAAACCUUCUCAUCAUAUUCAUAAAUAUAAGAAGAAUGAGUCCACUGUCUUGACUAGUUCUGCUUCAAAUGAUGAUAUAAUCACUGUCAGUCAAGCUUUUCCACAAUUUGGUAUUGUUGAUUCAGUAGUUCAAUUCAAUCAUGCGCAAUUUAAUUCAUUAAAUCCUUUGACUAAAUUGAAUUAUUACAAGACUUUACCUUCAAGUUCAUUGCACAAAUUCUUACCUAAUAACAAAUUGACGUUUUCUGAACGAGAAUUAUUAUUAACUUCCCAUAAUUAUUAUUCCAAUGAUUCGGAAGAUUCUAAAAAGCAACAGCAACAAAUUGAACGGAAAUUAUUCCGGAAGCCAAUUGGAAAAUCUAAGAAACAUAAUAUUCACGUGGAUCCUAAUACGAUAGAUUUAAAUGAAUCAGUGAUACCUGGUCAAGGUUAUAUCCAAGAAUUUAAUAUUAAUCAUAUCUGUAAAGUACCCAACUACUAUAUCACUUCAAAUCACCAACCCGCUGCUAGUGCAUCAACUCCUGAUGGGUUAGCAUCUCCAGGUCAACCAGCAGCAUCUAUUGGGAAAAUCAAUAUGAAGAAAUUAAAAUUGAAUUCAACAUCGAAUUCUUCAUUUUUGUUCAAUGAUAACAUUAAAAUGUCUAAGAAUAUUCAACAAUUGAUCUUUAGUAACGACAGUGAUAAUUAUCAUCAUGCAAAAUAUUACUAUACUAAAUCAUAUCGUGGUCCUGGUUCUGGUAAUUAUAAGGAUGCCGCGUUGAUGAAUAAGAUUAACAAGAUUAAAUUAACCAAUGAUCCAAUUAAAAAGAUUCAUAAAAAGAAGAUAUCCACAAUUAAAUCACGUUAUAAUCACAGCUUAAAAGGGUUACUUCAUGAAAAAUUUAAUAAUCAAUUAGUUGAAACAGUAUUUGCCAAGCAGAGAAAGUUUACUGAAGAUUAUUCUAACCUUGAAAUGUUGCAUAAUAAUUUACAAUUUAAUGUUUUAUUAAACACUUAUAGACACAUUUCAAAUCAAACUUGGAAGAAUUAUUUUAAAUUUAAAACUACUGAUUUUGAACAAUUGAAGGCAUCGCAAGUUGAACAACGCGAAAUUGAGUUGAGAAAGCAAGCAAUUGAAAAUCAUAAUCAAUGGAUAGAACAAGAAAAGAAUAGACAAGAGCAAAUAAAAUUAAUUUUAGAUCAAGAAAGAGCAGAAUUUGAGUCGUUACAACGUGAACAUAUUCAGAAGCAAAAAUCAAUUGAAGAAAAGAAAAGACAGCGACAAUUGGAAGAUACAUUCAAUGAUCCUUUUAUUAGUGAUUCUAAUAAAGAAUCAGCUGGGGAGGAAGAACAAUAUGAAGCAUUAAACCAAGAAUUCCAACAAAAACAACUUGAAUUGAGUAAGAAAUUUGAAGCAAAGAAACGAGAAUUCCUUGCUCCUAUACCUCCUCCAGUACCAGUCGAAACUCCACAGUUUGAUAUAAUUAAUCGCUUUUCUUUGCCUACUAUAUACCCUGAAAUUGUCAAGAAUUUACCACUAGAGUUGAGACAAGAGAGUAUCGAAAAAGAUGAUGUUCCAUCAAUUAAGAAACCAAUUAGAUACAUAAGCACUUAUGCUCAGGAAGGUAUUAAAAAUCCUGAAUUUGUCACAAAGGUUGAAAUGAUAAAAUUACCAAAUGCAAAUUCAGUGGGUUGGGACAAUUUAAGAAAAUUUAAGCAUAGUUAA